AUGACCUGCUGUGGCUGCUCAGGAGGCUGUGGCUCCAGCUGUGCGGGCUGUGGCUGCUCAGGAGGCUGUGGCUCCAGCUGUGGGGGCUGUGGCUGCUCAGGAGGCUGUGGCUCCAGCUGUGGGGGCUGUGGCUCCAGCUGUGGAGGCUGUGGCUCCAGCUGUGGGGGCUGUGGCUCCUGCUGCUGCAAGCCUGUGUGCUGCUGUGUGCCUGUCUGUUCCUGCUCCAGCUGUGGAGGCUGCAAGGGAGGCUGUGGCUCCUGUGGGGGCUGUAGUUCCUGUGGAGGCUGCAAGGGAGGCUGUGGCUCCUGUGGGGGCUGUGGUUCCUGUGGAGGCUGCAAGGGAGGCUGUGGCUCCUGUGGGGGCUGUGGUUCCUGUGGAGGCUGCAAGGGAGGCUGUGGCUCCUGUGGGGGUUGUGGUUCCUGUGGAGGCUGCAAGGGAGGCUGUGGCUCCUGUGGGGGCUGUGGUUCCUGUGGAGGCUGCAAGGGAGGCUGUGGCUCCUGUGGGGGUUGUGGUUCCUGUGGAGGCUGCAAGGGAGGCUGUGGCUCCUGUGGGGGCUGUGGGUCCUGUGGGGGCUGCAAGGGAGGCUGUGGUUCCUGUGGAGGCUGCAAGGGAGGCUGUGGCUCCUGUGGAGGCUGCAAGGGAGGCUGUGGCUCCUGUGGGGGCUGUGGCUCCUGUGGGGGCUGCAAGGGAGGCUGUGGCUCCUGUGGGGGCUGCAAGGGAGGCUGUGGCUCCUGUGGGGGCUGUGGCUCCUGUGGAGGCUGUGGCUCCUGUGGAGGCUGCAAGGGAGGCUGCUGUCAGUCCAGCUGCUGCAAACCUUGCUGCUGUCAGUCCAGCUGCUGCAAACCUUGCUGUUCUUCCGGUUGUGGAUCAUCUUGCUGUCAGUCCAGCUGUUGUAAGCCCUGCUGCUGUGCCCUUGAGUGCUGCCAGUGCAAGAUAUGAGGCUCUACAUGGAGACGUAAAAGCCUUCAGCACCCACUUGUUUCUGAGGUGACCAUGGCCAUAGAUCAG
Molecule: messenger RNA, 1008 nt
Organism: Rattus norvegicus (Norway rat)
Lineage: Eukaryota; Metazoa; Chordata; Mammalia; Rodentia; Muridae
Gene: Krtap5-1
Product: keratin associated protein 5-1
Exons: 1
Coding region: 1-939 (312 amino acids)
Source: RefSeq, marked inferred